AUGGAUGCUGCUGCUAUAUCAUUUGGAAGUUCUGCUUUAUCUGCUUUCCUUCAAGUGGCGCUUGACAGAGUGGCUUCACGUGAGUUCCUGAAUCUGUUUGGGGAACGAAAGCAUGAUGAUAAAAUUUUGAACAAGCUAAAGAGGAAUCUGUGGUUGGCCCAGGCCGUGCUGAAUGAUGCUGAAAGUAAGCAGGCUGGAUAUGAUGAGAAGUGGAUGGAUGAGCUUCAAGAUGCAGUUUAUGACGCAGAUGACUUGCUGGAUCAGAUAAGCACGGAAGCUUUAAAAGUAAGAGUGGAGCAUGAGCAAAAAAGUAUGAUCAACCAGGUAAGCACUUGCACAUCAUAUUUGAGUAAUGAGUUCCUUCAGGAUAUUACGCCUAAGAUAGCAGAACUAGUUGAUUUACUAGAGGAACUUGUACAAAAGUUAAAAAUCCUAGGAACAGUAAAGAUUGAGGUGAAUAAACAGUCUCGUAGAGAUUGUUCAAUUUCUUCAAUUGAUGAAAAUGGUGUAUAUGGUAGAGAUGAUGAUAAAGAGAAGAUGAUUAAAAUACUUUUGUGUGAUGAUAGACGGGGAAAAGGUAAUACUGUGAUCCCAAUUGUUGGGAUGGGUGGGAUUGGGAAGACCACUGUUGCACAGCUGGUUUGCAAUGAUAAGCGUGUGAAGGUACAUUUUGACGUUAUAGCUUGGGUCUGCGUGUCUGAGGAGCACGACGUUAUUAAGAUAACAAAAUCACUGCUUGAGGGAUUAGGAUCACUGUGUGAAUCUAUGGAAACCUUGAGCUCCCUUCAGGUAAAGUUGCAGCAAAGUCUAAUCGGGAAGAAGUUCCUUUUUGUUCUGGAUGAUGUAUGGAACAGUAGCUACAGUGACUGGGAGAUGCUGAAGAGUCCUUUCAGUAGUGGGAAACAAGGGAGCAAGAUCAUAGUGACAACACGUGAUGAAAGAGUUGCACUAAUGAUUCGUAAUGGGCCUAUUCAUUUUUUGGAUUUGAUAUCAGACGAAGAUUGCUGGUCUUUGUUUGAGAAGCAUGCAUUCAGGAAUGAAGAUUCCAUGAGAAAUCAAGAACUUGAGGUGAUAGGUAAGGAGAUAGUAAAGAAGUGCAAAGGACUGCCUUUGGCUGCUAAAGUUGCUGGAGGACUCUUGGGAUCAAAAGGGACAUUUAAAGAGUGGGAGGACAUCUUCAAUAGUGAUGAAUGGUGUCAGUCCAAUAGCAAAGAUGGCAUCCUACCUGCCUUGAGGUUGAGCUACAUUCAUAUGCACUCGCAUUUGAAAAGGUGCUUUGCUUACUGUGCAUUAUUUCACAAAGAUUACAAAUUCAAAAAGGAAGAACUAAUUCUACUGUGGAUGGCCAACGAUCUUUUGGAGCACCCUGGAAAUAAUAAAAGGAUUGAAGAUGUAGGUGAUGAGUACUUCUGUGAAUUAAGGCAGAGAGCAUUUUUUCAAAAGUCAAGUGAUGAUAGUUUCUACAUGCAUGAUCUCAUCAAUGAUUUGGCAAACUCUGUUUCAGGGAAGUAUUAUGUCAGGCUAGAAGAUCAUCACCAGCAACAGAGCCUAGUAAAUAAAGUAAGACAUUUCUCGUAUACUUGCGGCUUUUGGGAUGUAUACGAGAAAUUCAAGCAGUUGAGGCAGGCCACACAUUUGAGGACAUUCCUUCCAAUACGGAAGGAUAAGCUAUACAUCCGUCCUAUUAGUAAAAAUUUUUUGCAUGAAAUAGUGCCCAAUUUGAGCUCUUUAAGGGUGCUGUCUUUGGCUGGUUAUUCACUCCCUUAUUUGCCUGAUUCAAUUCAGCGUUUGAAACAACUGCGACUCCUAAAUCUCUCUCUCACAAAUAUAGAAAAUCUACCUGAUUGGGUAUGUACCUUCUAUAAUCUGCAGACCUUGUUGCUUUCAGACUGUAAGAAUCUGGAGGAGUUGCCUGAUGAUAUGGGAAAAUUAAUCAACUUGCGCCACCUUGAUAUUACAGGAACUCCAUUGAAAAAAUUGCCAGCACAAAUUGGUGAACUGAAAUGUCUUCAAGUCCUGACGACUUUUGUUUGUAACAAGGAUCCUGGCCUAAUGAUUGAAGAUCUAGGCAAACUUUGUAAUCUUCGUGGGAAAUUAACUGUUUCUGGGCUAGAAAAUGCUGGUAAUGGGCUUGAUGCUACAUUGGCCAAUAUGAAAGGAAAAAAGCAUCUUGAAGAUCUGUCGCUAGAAUGGAAUGGCACUGCUGAUGAUUCUCAAGAGGCAAUAGAUAUUCUUCAAAAGCUACAACCUAGUUCAAGAAUAAAACGUCUUGAAGUCAAAGGAUAUGGAGGGACAAGAUUUCCGGAUUGGCUUGCAGACCAGUCAUUCCACAACGUCGUAUCAGUGAUCCUCUCCAGAUGUUCAAAUUGCUUUUGCUUACCAGCUCUCGGGCAGCUGCCUUCUUUGAAGUUUCUCACAAUUGCCGAUAUGGGUAAAAUUUCAAUAAUCGACAUGCAGUUUUAUGGGAAUGGUUCUGUCUUUGAAAUAUUUCAAUCUCUCCAAAUAUUGAGAAUUGAAGAAAUGCCUGAAUGGAAGGACUGGCUUGUGCCCAGAAAGGGUGUGUUUUGUGGCCUUCAAGAGCUCCACAUAAUUAAUUGCCCUAAGUUGGUUGGUGAUCUUCCCAAGCAGCUUUUGUCAGUGAGAGAAUUUGAGCUUUCUGGAUGCCCAGGUCUUGUACUUUCAGAUGGUCGAUUCAGUAUGUUUAAUUCCUUGGAUCUCUAUUCUCUCAAGAUAUUGAAAAUCUCCAAUAUGCCCAGUUUGGAGGACUUCACAUCUGAGCUCAAAAAGUUAACUGGUCUUGAAGACUUUGAGAUUGGGAAUUGUCCAAGAUUGACAUCUAUUUGGUCCAUGCCCCUUGACAUGGGGCGCCUGCCAGCUAGCUUGAAAACCCUUAAAAUAUCUGGAUGUCCGCAAUUGCAGUUCCUUCCAAAGGAUUGCUUCUUUGGGUCUCUUGAGCAAUUAAGGAUAAGAGAGGCUGGUGCUGGCGACACGCUGAAGGACCUCUCACUUGGUUUGCUACAGAAGAUUCGUGAUCUUGAAAUUCAAGACUGUGAAGGCUUGGAGUCCUUGUCAUUUGAACACGGGAGUGAAAAUCUUGCAUCACUUGGUUCCAUUUUAUUAUGGGGCUGUGGAAAUCUGAGGUCUUUCCUGCAAGAAGGAUUGCCUGCUGCAAACCUAACGUGGAUAAUGCUCUAUGGCUGCAAGAAACUCAAGUUACUACCAAAAGGGAUGCGAUCGCUCCUCCCAUCUCUUCGACUUUUGUACAUGUGGAAUUGUCCCGAAAUUGAAUGCUUCCCAGAAGAGGGUUUGCCUUUCAGCCUGGAAACCCUUGAAAUCUACAACUGCGAAAUACUGAUGAGCAGAAGAAGGGAGUGGAAUCUGCAGACCCUUCCCUCCCUCAGAGAACUCAUGAUUGGUGAAACCCAUCAGCAGUUGUUUCCUGAGGAUUGGUUGCUGCCUUCAACUCUCAGAGUUCUUCGCAUAUAUUUUCUUCAUAAUCUGGAAGCCCUGAAUUAUAAGAGCCUUAAACAGCUGAUAUCUCUUGAAACUCUGUGCAUUUGGGGAUGCCAUCACCUGCAGUCGCUGCCUAAAGAGGGGCUUCCAAGAUCUCUCUCGCAGCUCAUAGUCUAUGACUGUCCAUUGUUAAAACCCCAUUUAGAUUGCGCAACUGGCCAAGACUGGCGCAAGGUUGCACACAUCUCCUGUUUAAUGGUGGAUGGUGAAUUUGUCCCGUGA
Coffea eugenioides is the source of this 3735-nucleotide messenger RNA. RefSeq names its product putative disease resistance RPP13-like protein 1. Gene Ontology annotation, molecular function: ADP binding. The transcript has a single exon. Lineage: Eukaryota; Viridiplantae; Streptophyta; Magnoliopsida; Gentianales; Rubiaceae. Gene Ontology annotation, biological process: defense response to other organism. The record is from RefSeq and is a predicted model, not a curated record. The coding region runs from base 1 to 3735 and encodes 1244 amino acids.